Messenger RNA from Bactrocera tryoni, 823 nucleotides. RefSeq names its product metallo-beta-lactamase domain-containing protein 1. NCBI's taxonomy places the organism in Eukaryota, Metazoa, Arthropoda, Insecta, Diptera, Tephritidae. Bases 66 to 761 code for a protein of 231 amino acids. The record is from RefSeq and is a predicted model, not a curated record. The transcript has a single exon.
CAAACGUCAGCUGGUGUUUUACUCCAGUAAAAUUUAUAAUAAUUCUGAAAUCAUUUCCCUGUAUAAUGAGUAUUAAAGAAAAUGAUGUUCAUAUCUUAUUCACGGGUUAUUCCAGACCGGAUAGCAAUGAUUCCAACGCCAUGCGGGCCAAUUGCACCUGUACUCUAAUACGUACACGCAAUGGACGCAACAUUAUCGUUGAUACCCUCACCGCCUGGGAUGGAGAACGACUAACCGAAGCCCUUCAAAACUUACAUGGGCUCAAGCCACAGGAUAUACAUGUUGUUGUUUGUACACAUGGUCACUCCGAUCAUACCGGCUGUAACUAUCUCUUUCGUUCAGCGCAAUGGCACUUUAUGGGCGCUUGUGUCUCCAAUCGUGACAAGUAUUUAGAAUGUCCAUUAACCCGUGGUGAUUCGGAACCUUUUCAAUUGUGUGGAGACGAUGUGGUCGUAGUACGCACACCAGGCCACACACUCAAUUGUGUGUCGGUAUUGGUGCGAGGCACUAAUCUGGGGGAAGUUGUAGGAGUUUGUGGUGAUUUAUUCGAACGUGUCGAGGACAUUAUGGAUCCAACCAUUUGGCUGGAGGCAGGUAGUGAAAAUGAGGAAUCUCAGCGAAUACAACGCUUGCGUAUGAUCGAGAUGUGCAACUAUAUAAUACCAGGUCAUGGUCAGGGUUUUGCCGUAACAGAAAAUAUGAGGGAACUACUGCGACAACAAGUGAAUUCGAGCGAUACAAAUAAGCAGUAUGAACGCUAACAUUGCGAUGUAUAUUUAAAGAUUUUAUUAAAACAAAUGCAUGAUAGCUUUAGAAAAUUUAG